UAUUUAGUAUAGCUGCAGCCGGAAGCUCCACUGUGUCACCAAGCUGACCGACAAUACUUGGUGUGAUGGAGAGGUGAUGUGCUGGUGGGAGGAGCGGUAAGGCAAGAGGAGCCAUGACUGAGUGCUUCCUGCCCCCCAGCAGCAGCCCUGCGGAGCAGCGCAGGGCCGAGCACCCGGGCGGCGUGGCCCGCACCCCCAGCUCUGAGGAGAUCAGCCCCACCAAGUUCCCCGGCCUGUAUCGCACAGGAGAACCGUCACCGCCACACGAUGGACAUCACCACGAGCCGCCCGACGCCUACGUCUCAGACGAUGACAAAGAGCACAACAAGAAGAAGAAUAAGUUUAAAAAGAAGGAGAAAAGGACGGAGGGAUACGCCGCCUUCCUGGAGGACAGUUCGGCAGACGAAGCAGAAAGCCCGUCGAAGAUGAAGCGCUCGAAGGGAAUCCACGUGUUCAAGAAGCCGAGCUUCUCCAAGAAGAAGGAGAAGGACUUCAAGGUGAAGGAGAAAGGUCCCAAAGAGGAUAAGGUCAAGGAUAAGAAGUCAAAGGACCUGACGGCUGCAGAUGUGGUCAAACAGUGGAAGGAGAAGAAAAAGAAGAAGAAGCCUACGACGGAGGCCGAGGUGAUCCCGGUGGAGAUGCCGACCUUCAGGCCCAUCUUUGGAGCCCCUUUGGCAGAAGCCGUCAAGAGGACGGCUCUGUACGACGGCAUCCAGCUGCCAGCCGUCUUCAGAGAAUGUUUGGACUACAUUGAAAACUACGGCAUGAAGUGUGAGGGCAUCUACCGGGUCUCAGGAAUGAAGUCCAAAGUGGAUGAGCUGAAGGCGGCGUACGACCGUGAGGAGUGCCCCUGCCUGGAGGAGUACGACCCUCACACCGUGGCCAGCCUGCUGAAGCAGUACCUGCGCGAGCUGCCGGAGAACCUGCUGGGCUCCGUGGUGCAGCGCUUCGAGGACGCCUGCGGCCGGCAGGUGGAGGCCGAGAAGGUGACGGAGUUCCAGAGGCUCCUGACCGAAGUCUCCCCGCAGAGCCGGCUCCUCCUCUCCUGGCUCGUCACGCACAUGGACCACGUCAUCGUCAGGGAGCUGGACACCAAGAUGAACAUCCAGAACAUCUCCAUCGUCCUCAACCCCACCAUACAGAUCGGGAAUCGAGUUCUCUACAUCUUCUUCACCCACGUGAAGGAGCUGUUUGGAGACGUCGUCCUGAAGCCGGUGGUGCGACCGCUGCGAUGGUCCAACAUGGCGACCAUGCCGGCUCUCCCAGAGACGCAGGAAAACAUCAAGGAGGAGAUCCGGCGCCAGGAGUUCCUCCUGAACUGCCUGCACAGAGACCUGCAGGCUGGUGUGAAGGACCUGUCCAAAGAGGAGCGACUCUGGGAGGUUCAGAGGAUCCUGACUGCUCUUAAACGCAAGCUCAGAGAGGCAAAACGCCAGGAGUGUGAGAGUAAGAUCGCCCAGGAGAUCGCAAGCUUGUCAAAGGAAGACGUAUCGAAAGAGGAGAUGACCGAGAAUGAGGAGGAAGUCCUCAACCUGCUUUUAGCACAGGAAAAUGAGAUUCUGACGGAGCAGGAGGAGCUGAUCUCUUUGGAGCAGGUGCUGCGACGACAGAUUGCAACUGAGAAAGAAGAGAUUGAGAGACUGCGGGGAGAGAUUGCAGACAUACAAAGUCGGCAGCAGGGUCGGAGCGAGACGGAGGAGUACUCAUCUGACAGUGAAAGUGAGAGUGAAGAUGAGGAAGAGCUGCAGAUGAUACUGGAAGAUCUCCAGAAGCAAAAUGAGGAACUGGAGAACAAAAACACCCACCUGAACCAGGCCAUCCACGAGGAGCAGGAAGCCAUCCUGGAGCUCAGAGUGCAGCUUCGCCUCCUGCAGAGCCAGAAACAGCAGCAACAACAGCAGCAGCAACAACAGCAGCAGCAGCAGCAGCAGCAGGAAGUGACUGUCCAACCUCCCGUAGAGCCGGCUCCUCCCUCCCAGCCCAGCCCCGAGCCACACAGCGAGGAACAGACCAAGCGCUCCGUCGCCGCCGUGGUUCCCGCUGCCGCCGACACGCCUGCCCCGACCAACGGGAAGGCGGCGAAGGAUCCGUCAAAACCCUCGCCCAACAAAGACAGAAGAGACACCAACAUGUGAGAGGUCGCUGGUCAGUUCAUGUAGUCUAACUCGCCGUCCUCCGGAGGUCAGAGUUCAUUAGUUCAUCCAUCAAGAGGCAGCCAAUGAAAAACUAGCUCUAUAAUCUCUGGCGCUUUGACUUUCUUUCCCGUUUAAAAGCAUAAACUGAGUAGCUUCUCUAGUGGACGAUCGGUCGCCACCGUGGGAGAUUUGCAGGGACCAUGUUUUCAAAUCUACAGUGCCAAGCUGGUAUGAAAGAAGAGGAGGGGGUGAAAGAGGAAAUGAAAGGAUUCCUGAAGGGUUUAUGAAGAGAUUAUAUGAAGUUUAUUUUUCACUGGUAACAGAGACAAGAAAAUAUCACAAAAGCAGAUAUAAUCGCAGUCCCAGUAACUCAGUUUUAGCCCUCGUUUUAAUACAAAUCUGACAAGUUGGAGUCCGCCGUGCCAUAACUGAAGAAGCCCGACAGUGAACCACUAACACGAAAGCCCCGAUCAGUCUGUCUGUAUCCUCUAUAUUUAAGUUCUCUGGUGAAUAUUUAUGGCUGUUGGAGAAAUACUUUGAUUUUAAUCACAGCUGUUUAUUAAUAUAUGAAUAAACCUAUUGUAGAUACUUUUCCGUCUUUAAACAGCAGAUGCACAAAAGCGCAGAGACGUUGCACCUCGCAGUUGACCAGCGGAUGAAAACAAAUGCAUCCCAAAAGCAUAUUCAUUACUGCAACGUGUCAAUGCACAGUAGUGCACUUACUCCUUUAUUUCUUUUUUUUUUUGGUUUUCUCAGCCUCUACUGUAUAAACAUGGAAAAUUACAUUUCAGUUUACUGUUGUUGAUUGUAAAAGAUCCAGAAAGUGUGCGGAGAUGCACAGGAGACUCGUCUAGCUUACCGUGUAUUUUUUUAACUCUUGAUGUAUAAAGCUAUUCAUGGCAUCAGCUGGAAAAAAAUGAAUAAAUCAUUUCAUAACAAAUCC
Messenger RNA from Cololabis saira (Pacific saury), 3078 nucleotides. It is a transcript of the gene ralbp1, whose product is annotated as ralA binding protein 1. Gene Ontology annotation, molecular function: GTPase activator activity; small GTPase binding. The transcript is spliced from 10 exons. Gene Ontology annotation, biological process: endocytosis; small GTPase-mediated signal transduction; positive regulation of GTPase activity. Gene Ontology annotation, cellular component: membrane. NCBI's taxonomy places the organism in Eukaryota, Metazoa, Chordata, Actinopteri, Beloniformes, Belonidae. The record is from RefSeq and is a predicted model, not a curated record. Bases 114 to 2135 code for a protein of 673 amino acids.